Messenger RNA from Candidozyma auris, 3951 nucleotides. Its product is annotated as tRNA methylation protein TRM732. Gene Ontology annotation, biological process: tRNA methylation. Lineage: Eukaryota; Fungi; Ascomycota; Pichiomycetes; Serinales; Metschnikowiaceae. The transcript has a single exon. The record is from RefSeq and is a predicted model, not a curated record. The coding region runs from base 1 to 3951 and encodes 1316 amino acids. Gene Ontology annotation, cellular component: cytosol.
AUGAAUGAAGACACUGAAAAAACAGAACGAUCUUUGGCUGACGUCAAAUCUGACCUAAUAAACUUAACACCCUCAGCUGAAACUAUCAAUCCAUGUUUUUUGAGCCUCCACCGUGAGAUAUUCACCUCGCUAGCGCAACCCUCUAAUGAUCCUACGAAAGCAAAUAUCCAGGCAGCAGAUGCCCUUCUGAUCUGGUACUUACGAGCGAUCCAAUCGAUAAAAGCGGGAAAUGAGUGGUCGAAAUGUAAUUUUGAAGGGAUUGCGCACUCUAAAGUGUUUGAGUGGGCCACAAGCUCUCUUGAAUUCUCUCAUGGUGCUCAGGCCAACGCUGGAUUGGGUCUUCUUAAACGGUUGGUGCAAUUCAUUUGCUUGCACGAGUGUGGCAUUCAAUUGUGCUCUCAAUGGGCAUUGCAACUUUACACUGGUUGCCAUAAUAAGAAAGAGAGAUUUCAAAUGCUUGAGACGGUGGUAAAAGAGUGUCCAGAAGUCGCCGAAUGCAUAAGUAAAAAUGAUCCACAAUUCGUGAAAAAUAUCCUUCUCUCCUUGAAAACUGGUGCAGUUGCCAAUGCAUCUUCUAAGUGUCUUGUGGCACUAUUGCAAACCUUACAUCUGAAGUUUCAGACAGAAGAAGAUUUUGUUGCAUUUUGGGCUACAGAAGUCACACAUGCAAUGGCUUCCUCUGAUAUUCAAAGAAAGAAUAUUCAUCAAUACUUCUUGCCCAUUGCUUUUCGCAUAACUCCAAACUGUUUGAAGAUUUUUGUGACUAGCUACCUCAAAGAUCAUGAUGAAGAUAGGCUCACGGUGCUUCUCAUGAAUCAGAAAAUGUUCAAGUCGAAGGACCCCAUUGAAACCGGCAUUAUCUCUGAGCUUGAAGUUAUGGAUGCAUUGCUAGCAGAUAAAGAGAGAGUGAGACUACUGGCGUUGGAUCUCGUUGUGUCGUGUAUAAGAACUAGCACAGUUCCGGGAGAGCACAUACUCAAACUUUUGAAAAACAAAGAUGCACUUGAUGGGUUUGUGGAAGACUCAAGAUCUCCUGAGACCAGAGAUGCGUUUUGCUCUACGUUGAGAAAAGCAGUAAUUUCUCUCAAAAAUUGCUAUGUUCAUAACAUCACUAAAUCACCAGAGUCGAUAAAGCUGACUUUGACGUUCUUACAAGACUAUUUUUUCCAGUGGGUUAAUCCAUCAUCGAGCUACCUGCCCCUAUUUAUUGCGUUGAGUUUCUUUGAGCUUCUCGUUGAGGAGGAGUUUGAUGGGAUUAGUCGCCAGAAGCAAAAGAACAAAAGGGUCAUGACUAUUUUGGAAAUCUACAAUGAGCCUUUCAUUUCUGUACUUCUAAGAUUUUUAACCAACAACUACGAAGAUAUACGCAUGAAAUCCCGCAAGCUUCUCCAAAGAGCUCCUGAAUUUGCAUUUCUUGAAGUCCAGUCUGACUUGAUUUCACAAUACUACAACAAUGCAUUCGAGUCUCUUAAGUCUGUGAAAGGGAGAAAGAGCGAUGAAAACGUCAACUUGCUUCUUUUCCUUAUGUCAAAAGAAUCGAGUGAUUUCAGCCAAAUAAACAAGUAUUUGUCGCAUCCACAACUCAAUCUCAAUAACCUUGCCAAUUCAUCACCUCACGGAGUUUACGCAUUUCACUCGAAAUUCAUCAACGAGUUUAGUAUCUUGAUUAGUUCUCAAAAGCUGUACUUUGGCGACUUGUUUCGGCAACUAAUGGGUUCCUGUGAGCAGCUGUGGUCCAAGUAUAAAGCGAACACGACGUUCAACACACUCGAAGAUAGUGAAGGCAUGGAAGCUACAUCUUGGAGACCAAUCCGCGAGUCGGCUAUAUUAUUGGCUAGCAUUAUAGAAGCAGACAGGAAAAAUAAUUACGAGCUUCUUGAUGAUGAAAGUUUGUUGCAAGCGUGUGACCUUAUCAUAGAUCAGCUAAGUAACAUCACACACAGGGGUGUUUUCAUGGCCGUUUAUGAUGCAUAUGUCAAAGCAUGCUGUGCAUGUCUAGAAAGGCCAAUCAUGAUGCAUUACCCAUUAGACUGGCUCGAAAAGAGUCUUGAUAUUAUCAAAUCCAAAACCCAGUUUGUCUCUAGAAGAUCAGGAGGCUUGCCAUUUCUUAUUACCGGGGUCUUAAAUGGCCUAUACAAAAAAAAAUUGUAUCAGGAUAAGCUCAGAGAAGUGUUCACGAAGCUUGCCGCAUUUACUCAGAUCCCUCUCAGGGAAGAAGAUCGGUCCACAUCUGGAUUCCCUCAGGUUCAUUCAUUCAAUUGUAUCAAGCAGAUGUUUCUUGACUCCCUGUUAUUCCCUCAAUCCAAGCCAUAUAUAUAUGAGGCGUUUUGCUUAGCCCUUGAUAGCAUUGACUCGCCAGAAUGGUCAAUCAAGAAUGCCGCGUUGAUGCUCUUUUCUUCGCUCGUGAACAGGCUCUUUGGUACUAAUAUGGUGGGUAACCUGCUUACAGGAAUGAAAACUACUGUCUUUUUUGCUAUGUACAGAGGUAUAGAAGAAAGGUGUCUUGAUCGUUUGAGUACCUCAAAAAGCAAAUCCAUCGAGAGCUUGAUAUGCAUUUUGACUAUUUUGGAACGUCUUGAUUGGAACGGCAACAAUAACAGUGCCGCAGUUAAAUUCAAAACACUUCUUGAUGAGCACUGCUUGGGACACAAACAGUGGAAAAUAAGGCAGCUAGCUGCUAGGGUGCUAGCGAAAAUGACGGCUCCCUCAAAAGCUGAGGAGUUUGCUGCCGCAUGUCUAAUGAGCGUGAGAGCAUGCAACUCAUACAAUCUGGUGCACGGGAAACUCCUGCUUGUUCUCAACCUACAGAAAAGAGGAGUGAAGAUUCCAUCACAUUCCCUUGUUUAUGCAAUGAAAUCUCCCGCUCUUGCGUGUCACCAAAUUGUCAAUGCACUUCUUGACAUCAUUGACACUCACGAGUAUCUACAAGGAGAGAUUAUACUGAGUCUCGAGAUCUUAUAUCAUGAUUACUUGAGACGCAAGAAGCGAUAUCCUGACAAUACUCGAGAUGAGUGUUUAAUUAGAGUAACAAAACUCAUCUUCAAAGGAAAUGACGAAAGCCUCAAGAGUUUGUUUGAAUGUUUGAUAGCCGCGGAUUUCUACAAGUCACUUGAGGCGGCCUUAGAUAUUUGCAAGCAGAUGGAUAAUCUUCCAGUGGAUGUCAUCAAAACCUUGAAAGAGAAUGCUAGUGAUCCAAAGACGUGGAACCCAUUACGAGUCGAAAUUAUGAAACUCUUGAUUAGUAAAGGGAUCUACAUCAAGACGCCGUUACCGGAUUCUGAGUGGUCGAAGGAGCUCCAGGUGCUUUCGUUUGUGGCACAAGACAAGCUUGACAUCCAAAAGCUCAAGCCAUUGCUUCAUGUGAGUCAGCCGGAGGAAACUCGCCUUCUUUGUGUUGAUGCAAUGUCCCGUGCUCUCGAAAAGGCCUCCAACGAUGAUCCUUACUGCGAUGAUAUCUUUGUGUUAUUGCUUUUGACCAGCAGGAGUGAAUCAAGAGAGGUCCGUCGGAAAGCAGCAGACGCCCUAGCCAAGCAUUGUGGCUUACCAUCUACCUGGAGCACACCAUACACCUUUAGGAUGGCUCUCAAAUUAAAGAGUCCCUUCCAGUUGAGAGACAGCAGCGUGCUUUACGACUACCUCGCUCUGUUCAGGCAAAAUUUCCGAGAUUUCGAGAAAAAGGAUCUGCUAGAUCUCGACAGAGACGAUCUUUACAUGAACGAGAUGCGUGUUUACGUAGAGCUUGCGAAUGCCGUCAAUGGAAGCAUCGACAUAGACAUAGAUAAGGUGCUCUCGCUAAUUGAUAAUAAAGGCAUCCUCAGAUCUUGGGAAUACGACUACCUGUUCCACACAGGGUUAAGCAAAGUGAUGACCACGGCUAGCGAAGAAGAUAGAAUCAGAAUCAGGCAGGGUUUAGCCAAGAUCGGAUACAUCGAGACGCCAGUAUCUUCAUAA